AUGACGACGACCGGCAGUUCAACGUUACGAGACGAACGUUGGUUACAAAAGACUCCAUGUUCUUUCCAGUCAUUAACCUAUCAGGCUAUAGGAAUAUUUGAGUCAAAGGAAAUAUUUGGUUCGAAAUCGAUGAACGCUCUCAAAGCAAUGUACACCAAAUGCAUGAACAAGGAGGAAUUGAACGCCAUUGGCUCCACACAACUAAUCGAGAGCAUCAAGAUUGACCAAGGUGACCUCGGACUGGGAGACUCCACGCGCGAUUACUAUUUGGACAAGGAAAAACAUGGGAAAAAGAUCUCCGCGUACAGGCAGCUGCUUAUCAAUACGAUGGCAUUUUUUCUCGAAGAAUCCAACCUGCCUAAGAAUGAAACAAAAAUAGAACAAGAUGUUGACAAAAUCAUCGAUCUUGAGACAAAAUUAGCAAAAAUUCUUGUUCCGGACGAAGAUCGAACAAACUAUAGCGAGUUAUGUAACCUUCGCCGACUGAACGAUCUGCAAAAGCUGAUGCCCCUGGUGAACUGGACACGGUAUUUUCAUUCUGUCGCCCCCUAUGUUGUCCACGACUAUCUCGGUUCAAAUCCGGAAAUCCUCAUCAUGGAAAUUAAUUUCAUGAGAAGAAUCACAAAUCUCUUGCAAUCGACGGAUCCUCGAAUUAUAACCAAUUACAUCUACAUGCGCUAUUCAUCAGCCUGGACCGGAGAGCUAGGAGAGCGUUACGAAUAUAUUGAUCAGUGCGUCUUCAAUUCAUCCGAGACGGAUGAGUUUAUGGAAAUAUUGAUCAAAUUCUCGAGAUACGCAGCAAAUUCGGUUCAGACGGAGCGUCUCAACUGA
This is a messenger RNA of Necator americanus (New World hookworm), 831 nucleotides long. RefSeq lists its product as uncharacterized. Bases 1 to 831 code for a protein of 276 amino acids. The record is from RefSeq and is a predicted model, not a curated record. Lineage: Eukaryota; Metazoa; Nematoda; Chromadorea; Rhabditida; Ancylostomatidae. Gene Ontology annotation, molecular function: metalloendopeptidase activity. Gene Ontology annotation, biological process: protein processing. Gene Ontology annotation, cellular component: plasma membrane. The transcript has 7 exons.